This is a messenger RNA of Trichophyton verrucosum HKI 0517, 2730 nucleotides long. RefSeq lists its product as uncharacterized. The record is from RefSeq and is a predicted model, not a curated record. Lineage: Eukaryota; Fungi; Ascomycota; Eurotiomycetes; Onygenales; Arthrodermataceae. The coding region runs from base 1 to 2730 and encodes 909 amino acids. The transcript has 5 exons.
AUGAACCGGUGGGGGGAGACGAGACGAGACGAAGGGCUGAAGCAAGCCAUGACUGUCUGUUUGUUUACAGUAACGAGGUUAUACGAAGGGCGACGGCGACGGCGACGGCGACGAGAUGAGCUGGAGCAGUAUUUUAUGAUCAAACAAGGCCGUCUUUUCCCCUGUUUCGUGGCUGGCAGCGACCCUGUAGACAGCAGCCUAACCAGCGGCCAGACCAGAGACACCUCAGCUGUUAGUUACAGUUGGACCGUUUUAUAUACGGGGUUUCUUCGCUGCUGGGCGUCUCGUCUCAUCCCCGUCUCUCUCACUUUCAAUAGUGCCCUGUCUAGCUUCCUCCACCCUGAAAAAAAAAAGACCUCCCUUUGGGCCCCUAACGACGGAGUAUCGUCCCUUUUAGAACGGCGUGAAAUCAUCCUCCUCCACACAGCAGCCCGCUCGCUCGCCCGACACGCUUCCUGCUUGCAUCUGGAUAUUAUUCUAGAAUCACCAUAUAAAAUAAAUAUACUGGUUAAAAUACGGGACCGAGACCGACACAGCUUUCUCGAACCCCCAGGAACGAAGGAAGAGAAGAAAAGAAAGACAGCAAGGGAGGGAGGAAAAAAGGGGGUAGAGGUUCAGGUCACAUCUGAUAUCCUUGAACCUCUCUCGUCUCUCUCUCGCUCGCUCGCUCUCUGCUCCCUCCCUCUCCCUCUCUCUCUCUCUCUUUCUUCUGCUCUCUUCGCCAUGUCGGCUCCUACGGGCGUUCGUGGCCUUUUGGCGAAGUUCGAAAACAACAACGUCAGCAACAUAUCGACUUCUCCGCCGUCUCGAGGCCGCUCUCCUGCCGGGUCAGACCACUCCGCCGCUGGCAGGCCGCUGUCCAAGGUCCGCGCUAGCUUCGUCGCCGUCGAACGCAACAUACCAGGCACCUCGGGUUCCCCUAUACUCGGCCUCAAGAGAGUAGGCGAAGCUGGAGAGUCCUUUGGUGCGCCCCCGCGAAGCGUGACAGACGAGAUGGGCAGCCCAAUCGAUAGAAACACCACCCGCACCCCGGUGGACAGUACCUCACCGAGGAAAUGGGGCACCCCCCAGCAGCAGCAGCAACAGCAGAACAGCCUGGACGGGGUUGUCUCGCCUCGAAAGAUCUCUGAUCCGAUUGUGUCAAACGUGGAGCUGGACAAGACUACUGCUGCUGCUGUUGACGGCAAGUCCAAGGCCGGCCUGGGUGCUAUCCUGAAGGGAUCGCCCUUUGAAGACACCAGUGCACCUCCGAGCCCGGCAAAGAGUCGACAGACCGGCAAACAGGCGAAUAAGACAGACGACAAGCCGAAUGGAAAGACGAAAACAGCUACUCCUACCACUGCUAGCGCUACAUCCAAGACUGGCUCACGUCUGGCCAACAGCUCUAGCUCUGCAGACAGCAAGUCCAAAGCUACACCACGGCAGUCAGUGGCAGGUUCCAAGCCAUCCUCUGCUCCCAAGUCUGCCAAAUCUCCUGCUGUGCCAGGUACAACGGCAAAGGAAACCGCACAGUCCCAAACUAUAAGCGCAACCAAGAAGCUCAACAAAGUCCUACAAGAACCAGCAGGCAAAACUCACACUACCAGCACCACCAGCACCACCAACAACAACAACAACGCCGCUGCCAAACUCAAACCCGCUGCUUCAACUCACAAGAACGGCGACCCCAAGUCUCCUACUCGUCCAACCCGCGCUCAUGGCUCCAUGCUCGCUCCCACAGCGGCAUCCACAGCAAAAGCACCCAACUCGUCACCAUCACGUCCAUCCAGCCGGACCAGCGUUCCUGCCAACACUACCAAAGCUCAAGCCCUGAGCCGCAAACCAUCAAGCUUACGUUCUUCCGCCCCUCGAACCACAGGUUCAUCCAAACCUUCUGCUCCGUCCGCCACUACCACCACAACCACAACCACGGUUCGCAAACAAGGUUCCCGUGCCUCCCUUGCACCGCAACAUUCUUCGUCCGCCCAUGACAGGCCGACUUCUCGCGCCAGCGUCCCCAGCUCCAGACCCGUCGAUGACUCUUCCCUGGCAAGGCUAAUACGGCCAACUGCGAGCUCAGCGAGUAAGAGGCAGGAGAAGCUCGAUAUUGCUAGUCCCCCCAGACUUGCUGCCAACAAGGCACACACUACCAAGAAACCAACUGCAGAAAAGACGAAUACGACAACGACGGCAGCAGCUCACACCGGAAGUCCUGCGAGAACCAAGUCGACUAAAUCGUCUGUACGACCUUCUGCUGCACCUGAAGUGGCGCCACCGAAACCUGCUGCUGCUGAGCCGGUACCUGUGAAAGAAGAAAAGCCUGUGGAACCAGUGAAGGACGAGAAAGAUUCUCCCGCCCCUGCUCUUGCUGAAGAUGAGGUUGAAGUUCACUCUCUGCCUGUAGUGGAAGAGACCGAACCUGAAGCUGCGAAAGCAGCAGAGGUAGUGGAGGAGAAGCCAGCAGAGGUUCAAACAGAGGCCAAGCAGGAAGAAGCUAAGCCAAAGGAACCUCAGGCAGAGCCUCAACCUGAAGCUCAGGACGAGGUUAAGACCGAGAAUACUACUUCUACAGAGCCACAGUCAAAGGAGACUGAAGCCGUGAAAACCGAGCCAGAGGAGCCCAAGCCAGAAGAGACCGAGCCACAGGAACCAAAGUCCGAAGAAUCAAAGAAAGACCAACCAAAUCCAGUGGAAUCUGAGCCGGAGCAAAUUCCAGCAAAGAAUGUUGAGCCUACAGCAAUUGAAGCGUAG